Messenger RNA from Nylanderia fulva, 3498 nucleotides. RefSeq names its product exportin-4. Gene Ontology annotation, biological process: protein export from nucleus. Gene Ontology annotation, cellular component: nuclear pore; cytoplasm. Lineage: Eukaryota; Metazoa; Arthropoda; Insecta; Hymenoptera; Formicidae. Gene Ontology annotation, molecular function: nuclear export signal receptor activity. The record is from RefSeq and is a predicted model, not a curated record.
AUCUAGGUAUUUCUCAUGUUUCGUGACGAUAAUCCUUCAUGUGUGGCGAAGGAAGACCCAUCUUCAGACACUUCUUCAACUUCAAAUGCGACGCUGAGUAGGUGUAGAAUGGCACAGGAAGUGCUGAGGGAAUUGGAAGCCGCGGCGCAAGUCGUUUUGGCACCUCCAAACCUAAUUUCGGCAGAGCAACGUCAAUCUGCAGAAGCUGUAUUCUUGAAUUUUCGAAAAACAAGAUCACCUUAUCAACUGUGUCGUCAAAUUUUAGAAUUAAGUACUGUAGAUUAUGUACUAUUCGAGACAGCUGGUUUGAUAAAGACAGCUCUGAUACAAGAGUGGCCUACUCUAUCAGAAUCUGACAUUUCUUCAUUGAGACAAUAUUUGUUACACUAUGUAAUAAGCAAACCUACUUUAGCGCCAUAUGUCAGAGCAAGAAUACUUCAAGUUAUUGCAAUAAUAAUCAAGAGAGGCAGUGUGGAUGAUUUUGGACAAGAGAGAAGACAAAUAUUAAAUGAAGUAGAAUCUUUAAUUAGAAAUGAAGACUUACCAAAGCGAAUUUUGGGGUGCAAUAUUUUAUCUACGAUAUUGCAAGAGUAUGCAACAACUGCUAAGUCGUCUAAUUUAUGUUUGACAUGGGAGGUUCAUUUUAGAGAGAAGAAACAGUUUGAAGUAAGUGAUAUGAAGAAAAUCUUCAAGCUUUGUAUCGAAGUACUCAACGAAUUAGUCAAAAAAGACUUUGAAGAAUCAACAUUACCCCUUGUAAAGCAUUUACUUGCAAUUGUGGAAAGUGUACUUGUUUGGGGAUUUGUUGAUUCAAAUUUACCUAAAAGAUUCUUGUACAUGCAUACUGAAAUUUAUGACGUCGGAAAUAACCCACCACUGAGAUUACAUCCACAAUGGCAAGAUGUAAUAGUAGACCCAGCAGUAUUAGACCUAUUUUUUACAUUGUAUUGGAAAGUACGCAGUAAUCUGCAACUAGCUCAUCAUGCUAUGAAUUGUCUGGUGCAAUUAGCGAGUUUACAUGGUAGAAUCUUCACCACAGAGGAAAUAAAACUGGAAUAUCUGACAAAUUACAUGCAACGAUUUUUAAAACUUAUAUCAAGUAUUGAUAUUAUCGAUCAAGAAGCAAGUGGAAUAACUAAUAUUAUAAAAAAGAUUAAUUGUUACUUUAAAAGCUCAUUAAAUUCUCUUCCUCAAGAUUUAUUGAAGUCAUUUAUGGAAGAAAUGACGAGGUUAACAUGUUUAUUCAUAGAAGGUGCCGCACAAGAAGAAUUGGUAUGUGCUGAUGAUUGCUUAUAUAUGGAGGCUGUAGAACGUAUAUUUGAGACAUGGAUAUGUAUUUUAUCUAAACCAAACGCAUUAUUGCCAGAUUUUUAUAAGCAAAGCUCUAUUCAGAUAUUUAACAUAUAUUUGCGAUGCCAUUUGUCACCUCCUGAUGGUGUGAGAGGUAUCAGUAGUAAAAAUAUUAAUGAAGAAAUAGUAGAUAUGGAAGAAGAUGAUAAAGUUAAAUAUAAGAAGCAGUUACAAAUAGUUGGAAACUUUGGUAGACAAGUGCCAAAUCACUCUCUACUUUUAUUAGCGCAAUUACUCGAAGAUCGAAUACAUAAAUUACGCGAUAAUUUAAACGUAUUGGUAGCAUUAAAUGAACCUUCACCUCAACCCGCCUCUAUGAAUGAACUGUACGAAGAUUUGCAUUGGCUCGUUUUAAUAGCAGGACAUGUUCUUUGUAUGGAAGCAGAGGGUGAAACUGCAUUAAUACCUCUGGAAAUUAGGCGAUGCAGCAUGGAUCAGUCUCGAGAGGGAAAUGUUGAUGUGUACCAGACGUUGGAGUUUUUAGUGUCUUCGCAAAAUGUUCAGUCGGACAUAAACAGUCCCGCCGCCUCGAUCGAUCGUGUUAUUCGAUUAAUUACAGGCGUUUUUCGCUUAUGCGCCUUUGAGAAAACAGUUAUAUCGAUACAUGCGGAAAAUGUGCUCAGUCCUGAAUUGAGCAGCACAAUAAUAUGGUUUUUACACAUCUGGUCACAGAGCUACCUUUUACCAGUUGAAGCUUUUUAUUCUGAGAUAAGCACCACAAUCCUACAAGCUUUUGGUGUAGACAGUCAAGGCGCAUUGUGGACAGUGAAUUUUCUUCUGGACAAAAUCAUUUGCAACAUCAACACUUUUAAGAGCGAACCAACUCUAAUAAAGGAAACUAUAAAAUUAUUAAUAGCUCUUGUUGAGUCACAACCGAAAGCCUCUUGCUUAUUGAAAUCUGAACAGUUCAAAUAUAUCAUCGAGUUAGCUACGAGAGGACAAUACGAUUUUCCGCAGAUUAUCAAGAGAGGUUUGAUGAAUGCAGUAGUACAGGCCGGUACAGUGGUGCAAAAUACAAGUACAGAACAGUACUAUUGGUCGCAAACUAUAGAAGCCUUGCAAAACAGAUGCACGCAAUUAAUUUCUAAUGAUAAUUUUAUGUCAUCUUAUCAUCAAGAGGAGAUUAAGAUCCAAGUCAUAGAUAUACUGGAAUCUUUUAUAGGUAUAGUACAAGGUGUGCAAGGUUUGACGACAAAAUCCGUAUAUCGAUAUACCUGUCCUAUAUUAGUUGAACUUCCCAAAUUAUUGUCCUUGUAUCAUAAUUAUCAGAAUAUAGUCCAACUGAUAUUGGAGCUGUUUUGUGAAUAUACAAGGAGUGUUUUAUUGUUUUUAUCAGAGGCUGAUAGUGCACGUGUGUAUGAGACUUGUUUGCAAACAAUACAGACGUAUGCUCGCUGCAACAGUAAUAGGCUUACUGUAGAUUCGACAGCGGAAGAGGACAGUUUCCAGGAUAUUCUGUUACUCAUGCAAUUAUUAACCAAUUUGUUAAGUAAAGACGUACUUAACUUUAGUAAUACCGAGCAAGAUCAGCCUCCAUCUACCAUGCCUGCCGACGUUUUCUUUUACGGCUUAAAUAUAAUCAUGCCUAUCAUGACAAUAGAUUUAUUAAAAUUUCCAUCGUUGUGUAUACAGUAUUUCAAAAUGAUAGCCUUUGUAUGCGAUAUAUGUUCUGAGAAAGUUUGCGGCCUAUCUAUCAAACUGUUGCAGCAGCUUUUAGCAUCGGUGGAAUUAGGUUUAUACUCAUUUGGCCAUGACGUAGCUGCCCUAUGCUGUGAUAUUAUUCAAGUCUUAGCCAAGCAUAUUUAUACGGAAACUGCGAAGGGGCAACCGCGCAACGACAUAAUGGCACCUUUUUUGAAUUUACUGAUUAGUCUGAUUUUGUCACAUCAAAUGGAUUUUGAUUUGAUAACGAGCGCCAGUAUACCUCUUUAUUAUCUGAUAUGUUGUUAUCAGGAGCAAUACCAACAACUUGUACAAAAUAUUUUAUCUAUCCAAACGGAUCAGCAAGUAGCACAGAGAUUAGCGAACGCAUUCACAGAAUUAACUGAGAAUAUAGAGUUAAAUACUGAACGCACGCAUAAAAUAAAGUUUAAGGAUAAUUUCGACAAAUUUAUUAUUAAUGUACAGGGAUUUUUAAUGAUUAAGUAA